AUGACCGCCACGCCCUCAACAGAAGGUCUCAGCGACUUCACGUCGCGACUUUUGUUUUUCAGCAACGAAUUUCCCAACGAUGACCUGCGAGAUUUGUUUCGCCGUCUCCACACCCAUAGCAAAGGCCAGAGGUUUCGACUCCUCGCCACUUUCCUGGACGCUUGUGGUGAUGUAGUCCGCGACGAAGUCGCAGCGUUGCCGUUGCACUUGAAGAAGCUCGUCCCUCCCUUCAAGUCGGUCCUUUCUCUCGCCGACGACCCCGACUUUAGACAAGGUCCCGUAGGCGGAGCGUUGGAAAGUGCACUUCUCUGCGUCCUGGAAAUUGGCAUGUUCAUUGGUCACCAUGAAGCCGAGAAUCUGCAUCUAGACCUCCCUAGUGCUAGAACGACCCUCUCUGGCCUCAGUAUUGGGUUAUUUGCUGCUGCUGCUAUCUCUGUCUCCGAGUCCUUGGCCGAAGUCGCCAUCAACGGAGUGGAAAGCGUGAGAGUUGCCUUCAGGCUGGGCAUCCAUGUUGACGGCGUGUCUGGAAAACUCGAGCCGCGCGAUCAUGACGGAACCUAUGGCAGCUGGGCUUAUGUGCUGACGGGUCUAUCCGUCGAAAUGGUGCAGGAGGAGCUCGACCGCUACAACAGAGAAUCGUUCAACCCUACACCGACAAAGGUCUUCAUCAGUGCGUCUGACAAGACCUCUGUCAGCGUCACAGGUCCGCCAUCUCGCUUGAAAAAUGCAUUCCGGCACUCAAAAGCUCUGCGCUACUCGAAGCACCUCCCGAUGCCUGUCUACAAUGGAUUGUGCCACGCUCCGCAUCUCUACACGGCUGAAGACGUCCGGUCCAUCGUUCACGGGUCUGCAACCAGGUGCACCCACUCUCUUCGCAUCCGGCUGCCGUUGCUCUCGCCACAGACGGGCAAAGCAUACCCCGCUCGCAACGCCGGCGAGCUAUUCGAAGACAUCACCGCCGACAUUCUGACGGGUGGCAUUUUCCUUGACAAUCUGAGCGGCGGAAUACUGGACUCGGUCUCGGAUUGUGGAUCGGCAGAGUGUGAAGCGUUUCUAUUUCGUCCAUCUCUCGUCUCCAAGAGCAUAUUGGCCGCCGUGACUGAGGGUCUUGGCCAGCUAACGAUGAAGAAUGUUGACUUUAUCGAUUGGUCUUUUGACAACAUCGCGCCUAGUGCACCGCGAACAGCUGCCCAGUCUGCUCUCGCCAUCGUCGGAAUGUCUUGCAGACUUCCCGGAGGCGCCAACGACUGCAAGCUUUUCUGGGACCUCUUGAAAGAAGGAAGAGAUACGCACACCAAAGUCCCGGCCGAUAGGUUUGAUCUAGAAGCCCAUUUCGAUCCGUCUGGCCAAGUCCCCAAUUCGACGCCUACACCUUGGGGGAACUUCAUUGACCAACCGGGCAUGUUCGACGCCGCCUUCUUCAAUAUGUCCCCAAGAGAGGCAGAGCAAACAGACCCUAUGCAUCGACUGGCCCUCGUCACCGCCUACGAAGCGCUCGAAAUGUCCGGCUAUGUACCCAAUAGGACGCCAUCCACGGUUCUAGAACGCGUUGGCACAUACUACGGCCAGGCAAGCGACGACUGGCGCGAGCUCAAUGCAGCGCAAAACAUCGGGACACACGCAGUGCCAGGAGGAGAGCGAGCCUUUGCCAACGGACGCAUCAACUACUUCUUCAAGUUCGGCGGUCCAAGCUUCAAUAUCGACACCGCAUGCUCCAGCGGCCUGGCUGCUGUCAACGCCGCAUGCUCCGCGCUGUGGGCUGGCGAAGCCGAUACCGUCAUCGCAGGCGGUCUCAGUGUCAUCACGAACCCCGACAACUAUGCCAUGCUCGGUAAUGGUCACUUUCUGUCGAAGACUGGCCAGUGCAAGGUUUGGGACGAGGGAGCCGAUGGAUACUGCCGAGCCGAUGGCAUUGGCUCCGUUGUAAUCAAGCGCCUGGAAGACGCAGUUGCGGACAACGACAAAAUCCUCGCCACCGUCCUCGCUGGUGCAACAAACCACUCUGCAUAUGCCGCCUCCAUCACUCAGCCCCACGCCGGGGCCCAGAAGAGCAACUACGCCCAGGUCGCCCAAGCUGCGGGUAUCAAUCCUCUUGACGUGGGCUAUGUCGAACUUCACGGCACCGGAACACAAGUUGGUGACGCUGUUGAGUCCGAGUCGGUUUGCGACUUCUUUGCCCCCCUCUCGCCACGGCGCCGCGCCGACCAGCCUCUCCAUUUGGGAGCUGUGAAGUCCAACAUCGGGCAUGGGGAGGCCGCUGCAGGCAUUGCCUCUCUGAUCAAGGUGCUGCUGGUCCUCCAAAAUGAGCAGAUCCCGCCACAUGUUGGGAUUAAGACGGCGAUCAACCCCAUCAUUCCGCUGGACCUGGCGAAGCGACAGGCUGGCCUUGUCAUGGAUCUUCGACAGUGGCCAAAGCAAGCCGGAAAGACUCGAUAUGCUGUUGUAAACAGUUUCGGAGCCCACGGGGGUAAUACGACGCUAAUGCUUGGGGACGCCCCGGAAACGAGACUCUGCGGCUCAGACCCCAGAUCAAGCCAUCCGGUGGUAGUCUCUGCCAAAGGCAAGAUUUCUCUCGAAGCCAACCUGACGGCCCUUGUCGAAUAUCUUGACAAGUAUCCAGACACCGAUCUAGGCGACCUGUCGUACACAACGACUGCUCGGCGAAUGCACCACAGCUCGAGAAUCGCAGUCUCAGCGUCCAGCGUUUCUCAAUUGCGAAAUGCUCUAGCAUCAGCCCUGCCUACCAUUCGAGAAGUCCGCCCUGUGCCAGCAAUCGCACCUGCGGUCACGUUUGCCUUUACCGGCCAAGGUUCAUUCUAUUUGGAAACCGGCGCGGUAUUGUUCAAGUCAUUCCCGUACUAUCGCCAACAAAUUGAAUACCUCGAUCAUCUCGUGCAAAUAUUUGGCUUCCCCUCGAUCAUUCCACUCAUUGAAGGCAGCACCGUGGAUGAGAGCGUCUCUCCCCUUACAACGGCCCUUACCAUCGUCGUCACCCAAAUUGCCCUCGCUGAGUUCUGGUCGCUCCUUGGAGUCAAACCUAGCGCUGUGAUUGGCCACAGUCUUGGCGAAUAUGCGGCUUUGGUCGUGGCCGGUGUGAUAUCGGCAGCUGAUGCCAUCCUCCUUGUGGGGAAACGCGCAGAUCUUGUCGUCUCCAAAUGUGAAGAGGGCAGUCACGUUAUGCUGGCGGUACGCGCAAGCGUAGACAAAAUCAAGAGCAUUGCUACCGAUGGAAAGUACCAGGUGUCAUGCAUGAAUGGCACUGACGACACCGUCUUGGGCGGCUCUCGAGAAGACAUCGAGGUUACGCGAAAGUCUCUGGAGAGCGAAGGUGUCAAGUGCACGCUCCUCGACGUCCCCUUCGCCUUUCACACCAGUCAGAUGGAUCCCAUGCUGGGGCCGUUUGAGCAAUUGGCGAAGCACGUCACAUACAAAACCCCAAGGAUUCCCGUCCUCUCGCCACUUCUCAGCACUUGUGUAUUUGAUGGCAAGACCAUCAACGAGAAGUACCUGAGCAGGGCGGCUCGAGAACCAGUCAAUUUCGUCGGUGCUCUUGAGGCUGCCCAGGAGCUCGGUAUCAUCGACGAAAAGACUAUGUGGAUCGAAGUUGGGCCUCACCCUGUGUGCACCUCGCUCGUUCGAAGCUACAUUGCAGGCGCGCAGGUGGCCUCAUCGCUCCGUCGGGAUGAGGAUAACUUCGCGACCUUGUCAAAAACUCUGGCAUCACUCCACCGUGUUGGUGUUGCUGUCAAUUGGAACGAGUACCACCGUCCGUACGAAAGGUGCCACGCCCUCUUACCGCUUGAUGCUUACAAGUGGAAUGAUAAGAACUACUGGAUCCAAUAUGAAGGAACCUGGACUCUCGAUAAGGCUUAUCCGAAUGGCAACCCGAACAAGAAGUCAAUUUCACAAAGCGGUUCUGCCUUGCGGACGUCCUCCAUGCAGCAGAUUGUAUCAGAGGAAAUCACCGAAAACACAGGCAAGAUUGUAGUCAUCUCGGAUAUGAUGCAUCCAGAACUUCUGAGCGCUUUAGACGGCCAUCAUAUGAACGGCCAUGGUGUGGCGACUUCGUCAAUUUGGGCUGAUAUGGCCCUGACCGUCGGUGAAUACCUAUAUAAGCGCAUGGUACCAGCAGCGACUGGGACGGUGCCAAUGAACGUUUCCGAUAUGGUAGUAGAGCACGCCCAAGUCGUAAUGUCGAAUCGAGAGGGUGCGCAGCUUCUACAAGUUGAAGCCGAAAUGGACCUCGAGGACCUGGUUACGGCUGUGAGAUGGUACAAUUUGGACGACGCUGGUAACCGAUCUCAAGAGCCGUAUGCAACAGCGACUGUCAGUUACGAAGACCCCGACGAGUGGGCGGCCGAGUUCAGCAGGAUGUCAUGGCUCGUCGACAGCCGCGUCGAAGCACUGACGGCCCUGGUCCCAGGUGGCUCCGCCAGCCGAGUAGGACGCGGCCUGGCAUACACACUGUUCGAGAACGUGGUGACUUACUCGGAAAAAUACCGUGGUAUGCAUUCUGUUGUCAUCCACGGACUCGAGGCCUAUGCAGACGUGAUAUUAGCACCCGAGAGGCACGGUACUUGGCAUACGCCCCCACACUGGAUCGACAGCCUCUUCCACGUCGGCGGAUUCGUCAUGAACGGCAGUGAAGCCUCCAACACCAAGGACUAUUUUUACGUCACCAACGGCUGGAGCAGCUGCCGCAUGGCGAAACCGGCCGUUGCAGGCGGCAGCUACCGGAGCUAUGUGCGCAUGGAGCCGGCCAGCGAGGCCAACAUGUUCUCGGGCGACGUCUAUGUUCUGCAGGACGGGGCGGUUGUGGGCAUGAUGGGCGGCAUGAGGUUCCGCCGUGUCAACCGCAUCCUGAUGGAUAGGUUCUUCUCGCCGCCGGAUGUGGCAUCGGGGGGCAGCGUCGCCAGAAUCACCGCAUCUUCAACAAAUGCUGCCAUCGCUCCUGUCAAACCUAAAGCGACAACGGCUAAACCCAAGCCCAAACCCGUCAAGUCUCAGCACACGAUCCAGACAAAGGCGUCCGUUGUGGAGCAAGCUGAAGGAGCAGCAAAGUACGAAGAAAAGAAAGGAGCGGAGACAGCCCCCGCGGGCAAUGUUGACAGCAGUGCGGGCGAGGCGGCAGAAGGCAUCGUGAGCGACGCGCUAAAACUCAUUGCCAAAGAGACAGGACUCGAUCUGGCUGACCUGACCGACGAGGCAACGUUUGUGGAGCUGGGUGUCGAUUCUCUUACUUCGCUGGUGUUGGCAGAAAAGUUCAAGCGGGAACUGUCAGUCGAGGUCAAGAGCUCGCUCUUCCUGGAGUGCAUCAAAGUCGCGGACCUCAAGGCCUGGUUGGAGCAGAAUGCUUGA
Molecule: messenger RNA, 5358 nt
Organism: Colletotrichum spaethianum
Lineage: Eukaryota; Fungi; Ascomycota; Sordariomycetes; Glomerellales; Glomerellaceae
Product: non-reducing polyketide synthase nscA
Exons: 5
Coding region: 1-5358 (1785 amino acids)
Biological process (GO): fatty acid biosynthetic process; secondary metabolite biosynthetic process
Molecular function (GO): 3-oxoacyl-[acyl-carrier-protein] synthase activity; fatty acid synthase activity
Source: RefSeq, a predicted model, not a curated record